Xiphias gladius (swordfish) is the source of this 2219-nucleotide messenger RNA. It is a transcript of the gene ednrba, whose product is annotated as endothelin receptor Ba. Lineage: Eukaryota; Metazoa; Chordata; Actinopteri; Istiophoriformes; Xiphiidae. The transcript has 8 exons. Gene Ontology annotation, cellular component: membrane. Gene Ontology annotation, molecular function: endothelin receptor activity. The record is from RefSeq and is a predicted model, not a curated record. Gene Ontology annotation, biological process: enteric nervous system development; regulation of blood pressure; G protein-coupled receptor signaling pathway. Bases 331 to 1593 code for a protein of 420 amino acids.
CUGAGACUCAGCAGCCAGUACUGGAGAGGAGUGGACUACCAGAGGAGCUGACUGGAGCUUCUGGAUCACAGAUCUGGAGCUUUUUUUACUUUGACACCAGUGACAGAGACAACUGCUGCUGUUGGAGAUGACAGGACUGUCACUGCAGGAACAGCAUCCCUCCGCUCUGGGAACUUUUCUCUGUCAUGUGAGCUUGAAAAUUACUGGAGACGUUUGAUCUAAGAGGCACAAACAUUGGAGAAUUUCUACCUCAUUUAGGAGUUAGGAGCAUUCAAAGACAAUCAGUUGCAGCCCUGCUGAAUAAAAACCAUAUUCAUCACAAACUCCAGGAUGAAGACUCAUCUCCUCUGCUUGGAGUUACUCUUCCUUUUGGCGAGUCACAUCCUUGUGGCCAGUGGGCAGCUGGAGCCAAUGAAACAGGUGCCCCAGGGCCCUCUUACCGUAACCCAGAGACUUGGACUCAUAGAGAGGGAUGUGCAAGGUCCAGUGAGGUCCAACAUCACCAUGCCCCGUCGCCGGCUACCUCCCAUGUGCACUGGACCCACAGAAAUCCGAGACACCUUUAAGUACAUUAAUACGGUGGUGUCCUGUUUGGUGUUUGUUGUCGGUAUCAUUGGAAAUUCCACUCUUCUGAGGAUCAUCUAUAAGAAUAAGUGCAUGCGUAAUGGGCCAAACAUCCUGAUUGCCAGCCUGGCACUAGGAGACUUGCUGCACAUCAUCAUUGGCAUUCCCAUUAAUGUUUACAAGCUCCUGGCAGAAGACUGGCCAUUCGGGGUGACUCUAUGCAAGCUAGUGCCCUUUGUCCAGAAAGCGUCAGUGGGGAUCACAGUGCUGAGUCUGUGUGCUUUGAGUAUCGACAGGUAUCGUGCCGUGGCCUCGUGGAGCCGUAUCAAAGGGAUUGGAGUUCCAAAAUGGAUGGCUAUUGAGAUAGCGCUCAUCUGGAUAUUAUCCAUCAUCCUGGCUGUCCCAGAGGCAAUAGCCUUUGACAUGAUCACCAUGGACUACAAAGGAGAACACUUGAGGAUCUGUUUGCUGCACCCCAUGCAGAAGACUGACUUUAUGAGGUUUUAUAAAUCAGCAAAGGACUGGUGGCUGUUCAGUGCAUAUUUCUGCCUACCGUUGGCCUGCACUGCUAUUUUCUACACCCUAAUGACCUGUGAGAUGCUGAGGAAGAAGAACGGAGUCCAGAUUGCUCUUAGUGAUCACCUCAAACAGCGGAGGGAGGUGGCUAAGACAGUAUUCUGUCUGGUUCUGGUCUUUGCUCUAUGCUGGCUGCCUCUCCACCUCAGCCGUAUCCUGAAGCUGACCAUCUACGAUGAGAAAGACCCAAACCGCUGUGAACUGCUCAGUUUCUUUUUGGUGUUGGACUACAUCGGCAUCAACAUGGCAUCUGUCAACUCCUGCAUCAACCCAAUCGCCCUCUACAUGGUCAGCAAGCGCUUCAAGAGUUGCUUCAGGUCCUGCCUGUGCUGCUGGUGCCUACCGCCUGAGAUGUUGAUGGAUGAGAAGCAGUCAUGCAUGAAGCUGAAAGUCACCGAGCGAGCCUCCGACCAGAGCAACUCCCGCAUGACCAACAAAUCUAGUACAGCCUGAGGAGAGGUCUAGAAGUGAGAAAAGAGAUAUGAUGACCAAAAAAACCAAAUUAUUGAAGUAUGGCUGACUGAAUGUGGAAAAGUGUCGAUUCUUGCCUCAUCUACAACAUCAUAUGAAGUCUCCUUCAACUCCUAACAGACAUUCCCUUGGAAAUCAGCCCACUUGCUAACAUAAAACUCUGAACACUUGCCAUUAUGGAGCAGUGCACACUCUCCCUGUCCAAGAAGAAAAAAGCAUUAGUGCGCUUAGAAAAGCUGUAUUCUUGGAUAAUAACUGUGACACGUGUGAAGCAGGCAAACCAGUGUUAAUAACUCCAAAUAUCGAGAGCUGAGCAAGGGCGAAGUUCAGUCCAAGUGUUAAGUAAAACUGGGGGUCAAAGGUCGAUUAGCAAAGACAGCUCAUCAGGCUCACAGUCUGGAUAGUGAAUGUUACUUUGAUGCUAUGAAUCUUGCAAUAAGUUCUGUAUUGCAUGGAUUAUAUUCAAGUGUGAUGGUGUGUUAUGUAUUGCUACCACACACUGCAGCAGCUUGGAAAAAAUUAAACAAUGAAUCUAAUGCUCCUGUUUUAGUUAUUUGUACUUAUUUUCUUUAAAAUAUAUGUAUGUACUGAGCAUUUUGCAUAUUUUA